Molecule: messenger RNA, 2836 nt
Organism: Purpureocillium takamizusanense
Lineage: Eukaryota; Fungi; Ascomycota; Sordariomycetes; Hypocreales; Ophiocordycipitaceae
Gene: DUS3
Product: tRNA-dihydrouridine(47) synthase (NAD(P)(+))
Exons: 3
Coding region: 307-2592 (761 amino acids)
Biological process (GO): tRNA processing
Molecular function (GO): RNA binding; tRNA dihydrouridine synthase activity; flavin adenine dinucleotide binding
Source: RefSeq, a predicted model, not a curated record
AAAAAUUUCAGCGCCGCCUCUCAUCUUCUACAACAACACCCGCCGUAUAGGCUCACAGGACGCAAUUGUGUUUAUACAGGGGUUCCGAAGAGAUCAACGACUAUUCCGUACGCUCUAUUGUCUCCGCUUCCGAUAGUAGAGGCUCUCAGGUUUCUCACGUUCUCUUUCACCGUCGCACCAACUGGGCUGGCUCAAGGCCGCCGGUUAAAAGCCAGAGCCAUCGCAAAGACGAUCUCAUUGUCAAGGCAACACCGUACUUGAGCUACUAGAAUUGCUCCCUUACAGCAGCCGUCUCCCUGACGCAAGAUGAGCGAGGCACCAAACCCAGAGCGAGCCGAGCUGGCGCAGGAUGCGAGCAACAUGGCCGUGGCCCCCGUCUCGGACGACAUCCCCGAGGAGAGAGCAGCGAAGCGGCUUAAGAUGGACGCCUCGAACGAAUCCGGGAAUGUCGAGUUCGCAGAGCCUCAGGUUCCCGGAGAGGGUCUGCACGAUGCCCCUGCCAAAGAGACCGAAGCACGCCCAGACAACCAUGCAAACAACGGCAGAGACCGCCGAAAUGGGCUGGCGCCUAUUAAGAAGGAAUUUCUCAUUGAUGUCUCGGGAGCCAAGAAUGGUUCUGAUGCCGUGGAUGACGAUGCAGCUGAGGGCAGGGAUGCUAACCGUGACGGCCAGCAGCGAAGAGACGACAGAGACUCGGGUGGCAGGGGCAAGAAGGAGAAAAAGGGCGGCCAAAAUAUUGAGCGCACGUUCGGCAAGUUCGAAGACGCUCUGCCCCUUUGCAACAGCCGGGCGUUUACCGACGAGUUCUCACCUCGUGAGUGCAAGUUUGGCGAUCGCUGCAAGAUGUGCCACGACGUGCGCAAGUAUCUCGCUGAGGGCCGACGCGAGGAUGUUGAGACGUUUGAGGGGAAAUGCCCCGUCUUCGAACAGUACGGGUGGUGUCCGUCGGGCUGGAAAUGUCGAUUCGUCAAGAGUCACAUGGAAGAGGUCGAACGCGAAGACGGACGCAAGGAGCUGGUCCUGGUCAACAAGUCGGCUGAGAAAGAGGCAAAAGACGGUGAGGAAAAGGGGGACGAAAACAAGAACGACAAUGGCUUGGCCGAUCACGAUGAGCGUCGUGCCGGCAUUGUCAACUCCGUUGCGCUGACCGACAAGAUCAACCUCAGCCGCAAGCGCGUCGACUUCACCAAGGCGGACGAGUAUAUCAAGUGGAUGAACAAGGAGUCCGCUACCAACAAUGAGUUUCACCAUCGCCGCAAGGAGCAGGGUGACGAGGGCAUCGAGGACCUUCGCGCGCGCUUUGUCGACCCGCCCUUCAUGCCCUCUGAGAAGCGGCGCCUGUACUUUGGCCCCGAGACACCUACGUUGGCGCCACUCACGACUCAAGGCAACCUCCCGUUUCGAAGACUCUGUGUCGAGCUCGGCUGUCAGUUAACGUACUCGGAGAUGGCUAUGGGCAUGCCCCUGCUGCAGGGCUCCAAGUCCGACUGGACCCUGCUGAAGGCGCAUCAGUCGGAGAUAUCGCCGCCCAAGAUCACACCGGGCAAAUCGUUUGUCUUCGACGAGUAUGACCACUCGAAAGACCUCAGGUUCGGCGCCCAAAUCUCUGGUAACCAGCCGUGGAUCGUCACCAAGGUCGCCGAUGUGCUCAACCGCUACUGCCCUCACCUAAGACUCAUCGAUCUCAACUGCGGCUGCCCCAUCGAUAUGGUGUUCAAGUCUGGUGGCGGCUCGGCCCUCCUCGAGUCGCCGGGCAAGUUGGAGCGCAUGCUGCGCGGCAUGAACGUGAUGUCGGGCGAGAUCCCCAUCACAGCCAAGAUACGGACGGGCGUGAAGGGCAACCGCCCUGUGGCAACGCAGCUGCUCGGACGCCUCGCGUUUGGCGCCCGGGAGCACCGAGAACGCUUGGGCGCUCCCGGUUGCGCCGCCGUGACGCUCCACGGCCGCAGCCGCGAGCAACGCUACACCAAGAAGGCCGACUGGGGCUACAUUGGCGAGUGCGCGGCCCUGGUCAAGUCUUACAACGAGCAGAAGGACGCCCUCACCGACACGGCCGCCGAGCCCGACGCUAGCACGCUCCCCAACUCCAAGGACGGGCGCAUGUACUUCCUCGGCAACGGCGACUGCUACUCCCACUUUGACUACCAGGAGCACGUUUCUAAGGCGCGCGUCGACAGCGUCAUGAUUGGCCGCGGUGCCCUCAUCAAGCCUUGGGUCUUCGAGGAGAUUGAAAAGGGCCAGUACCUGGACAAGUCAUCGAGCGAGCGCCUCACGUAUAUUGAAAAGUUUGUCCGAUAUGGCCUGGAGGCAUGGGGCUCCGACGAGCUGGGCAUCGGUUUCACGCGCCGCUUCCUGCUCGAGUGGCUGAGCUUCACUCAUCGCUACGUGCCCAUCGGCUUGCUCGAGUACCUGCCGCCGAGCCUGAACGAUCGGCCGCCGGCGUACAGGGGCCGCGACGAGCUGGAGACGCUGAUGGCGUCUGACAACUACAAGGACUGGAUCAAGAUCACGGAAAUGUUCCUCGGCCCCGUGCACCCCGGCUUCCGCUUCCAGCCCAAGCACAAGUCCAACUCGUAUGAAGCCGAGGGCUGAUUUGUCUGCGCUGACGGUGCAGGUGACUUUUUUCACAGCACUACGCGAUGUUCGAGGUUUCACUUUGCACGCACACACGUAAGCGAGGGGCAUGUUGCGUUGGAGGGGGAUCCACGUCGUUAGGAAGCAUAAGAAGGAAUGGCUGCCAGGGAGGCAUGGCUGCUCUUCUUUGCCAGCCAAUUCUGGGAGGACUGCGAGUGUAUUCCGUAGAAGAAUACGAGGUGAAUGGUAGGCAAGAUUCGAU